AUGGAGGCAAGCAGAUCAGAAAUUUCUGCAGCUGAUAAGAGUGAGGAAGUAACGUAUAUUUCUGUCAAAUUCUCUCAGACUCCUCCACCAAGGACCAAAGCUCCACAGGCAAAAAGAGUUCCCCACCUGUGGUCAGCAGUUCUGAAGGGCUUGGCCAUAGGCUUUGGGACACUGAGCAUCUUCCUGGCAAUUGUUUUGAUUUGGAAGAUGAGUGAUUGCCACCCACACUGCCCUCAACAGUGGGUGGCCUACAGAGGGAGCUGCUACUCCUUCUCCACGGAGAAGAAGGACUGGAAUUCCAGCCAGGAAUCCUGCAGGGCACAGGGAGCUCACCUCCUGGUGAUCAGUGAUGCCUUGGAGAUGGAUCUGUUCAAGAUUAUUCAAGCAGAAUGUUUCUGGAUUGGACUGAGGAACAGUACAAGCUCUGGAUGGAUUUGGGAGGAUGGCUCUGUAUUAAGUGAUGCCAGGGUCCACUCUAACAGCCCUGUGCAAAAUUGUGCUGUCCUGAUGAAACAUCAGUUUUAUGCCUCCAGCUGUGAAGUUUUAGCUCCAUGGAUCUGUGAGAAAGCACUUAGAUAAAUCCUAUGUGCUUUUUCAUCUCACAACGACCUCAUCAGUGGUCUUAGUUGAUCAUUGUCCUGCAAACUGAAGCUUCACACAAGAGCAAGGACUCGCCUUUUCCAUACCCUCACUAAAGUGUUUUACAAGGACAGGUUUGUUGUUUGUAAGGGUGAAUUACUCCCAGCAAUAGAUCUAUUCUCAGUCCACAAGUGUUAGAUUACUGCUGUUUGUGAUCAGAUGAGACCUGGGACAUAUUCCCUGGCCUACUCUUUCCCUUAUUUAUCCCAUAAAGGCAAAUAAAAGCUUUGUUACAAUAGGUGUCUUCAGACCUCUGAGGGGGACCUAGUCAUUUUCCCUCACUUUUAAGUAUCAGAUUUAAUUUCCAUCCCCUGCAACUCCAUUGUCUGGUAUCAGAAGGACCAGGAAGAUGAGGCCUACUGUUCACUGACAGAAACCAUAUUUCUCCCAGUGGCAGCUUCUCCUUUUGCAUCCCAGUGGUAUGAGUGGGAGAGAAGAGGGUGAAAUGAAACUGCAGCUUCUGUAAA
This is a messenger RNA of Vidua macroura (Pin-tailed whydah), 1106 nucleotides long. It is a transcript of the gene KLRG1, whose product is annotated as killer cell lectin like receptor G1. Lineage: Eukaryota; Metazoa; Chordata; Aves; Passeriformes; Viduidae. The transcript has 5 exons. The coding region runs from base 1 to 579 and encodes 192 amino acids. The record is from RefSeq and is a predicted model, not a curated record.